AUGGCAACACUAUUUAGGCCUGCUGCUGCACCACCAAAGAAGGCUGCAGCAGCAGCAGCCAAACCCCCGGCAGCAGCAAAAGCAGCAGCAAAACCAGCAGCAGCAGCAGCAAAGCCCAGUGCUGCUGCAGCAAAGCCGAAAGCUUCUGCUGCUCCUGCUGCUGCUGCAAAGAAACCGGCAGCAACAGCAAAACCAGCAGCAGCAGCAGCAAAGCCAGCAGCACCAGCAGCAAAACCAGCAGCACCAGCAGCUAAACCAGCAGCAGCAAAACCAGCAGCAGCACCAGCAGCAAAACCAGCAGCAAAGCCAGCAGCAGCAGCAGCAGCUAAACCACCUGCAGCAGCAAAGCCAGCAGCACCUGCUGCAAAACCAGCAGCAGCACCAGCAGCUAAACCAGCAGCAGCACCAGCAGCAAAACCAGCAGCAGCAGCUAAACCAGCAGCAGCACCAGCAGCAAAACCAGCAGCAGCACCAGCAGCAAAACCAGCAGCAGCACCAGCAGCAAAGCCAGCAGCAGCACCAGCAGCAAAACAAGCAGAAGCUCCUGCUGCAAAGCCAGCAGCAGCAAAACCAACAGCUAAACCAGCAGCAGCAGCAGCAGGUAAACCAGCAGCAGCAGCAGCAAAAUCAGCAGAGGCUCCUGCUGCAAAGCCAGCAGCAGCACCAGCAGCAAAACCAGCAGCAGCAGCAGCAGCAGCAAAGCCAACAGCAGCAAAGCCAGGAGACGCAGCAGCUAAACCGGCAGAGGCAGCAGCAAAGCCAGCAGCAGCAGCAGCAAAGCCAGCAGCAGCAGCAGCAAAGCCAGCACCACCAGCAGCAAAGCCAGCAGCAGCAGCAGCAGCGAAACCGGAAGCAGCACCAGCAGCAAAGCCAGCAGCAGCAGCAGCAAAGCCAGGGGAAGCAGCAGCAAAGCCAGCAGCACCGGCAGCAAAACCAGCAGAAGCAGCAGCAGCAAAGCCAGCAGCACCACCAGCAGCAAAACCAGCAGCAGCUGCUGCUGCAAAACCAGCAGACGCAGCAGCAGCAAAGCCAGCAGCAGCAGCAGCAAAACAAGCAGACGCAGCAGCAGCAAAACCAGCAGCACCAAAGGCAGCAGAAGCAGCAGCAAAACCAGCAGUACCCCCAGCAGCAAAGCCAGCAGCAGCAGCAGCAGCAGCAGCAAAGGGUACAGCAGCACCUAAGGCAGCAGAAGGACCAGAAGCAAAGCCAUCAGCACCAGCAGCAGCAGCAGCAGCAAAAGCAACAGCAGCAGAAGCAGCAGCAGCAAAACCAAAGGAUGCUGUAAAGGAAGCAGCAGCAGCAAAACCACCUGCAGCAGCAGCAGCAGCAGCAAAACCGGCAGCAGCACCAGCAGCAAAACCAGCAGCAGACACAGCAGCAAAACCAGCAGCACCACCAGCAGCAAAGCCAGCAGCAGCACCAGCAGCAAAGCCAGCAGCAGACACAGCAGCAAAACCAGCAGCAGCAGCAGCAGCAAAACCAGCAGCACCACCAGCAGCAAAACCAGCAGCAGCACCAGCAGCAGCACCAGCAGCACCAGCAGCAAAGCCAGCAGACACAGCAGCAAAACCAGCAGCACCAGCAGCAAAGCCAGCAGCAGCACCAGCAGCAAAGCCAGCAGCAGCAGCAGCUGCCGGUGCAGCAAAACCAGCAGCAGCACCAGCAGCAAAGCCAGCAGCACUAGAAGCAAAACCAGCAGCAGCAGCAAAACCAGCAGCAGCAUCAGCAGCAACUAAACCAGCAGCAGCAGCAGCAGCAGCAGCAAAACCAGCAGCAGCAGCAGCAGCCAAACCAGCAGCAACAAAUGCAUUUAAACCGGCAGCAGCAACAGCAGCAAAGCCAGCAGCAGCAACGACAGCAGCAAAACCAGCGGCAGCAAAACCAGCAGCAGCAGCAGCAGCAGCAGCAGCAAAACCGGGCCCAACAGGAGCAGUGAAAUUAGCAGCAGCAGCAGCAAAACCAGCAGCAGCAGCAGCAGCAAAACCAGCAGCAAAAUUAGUAUCGGGUAAGGCAGCAGGACCUGCAGCAACAGCAACAGCAGCAGCAGCAGCAGCAAAACCAGCACCAGAGGAUACUGCUGCAGCAAGUAAACCAUCAGAAGCACCACCAGCAGCAGCAGCACCAGCAGCAGCAGCAGAUGGAGAAGCAGUAGCAGCAGAAGGAGCAGCAGCAGCAGCAGCAGCAGAGAAGAAGGUUGCUGCACUACAUCCAUUAGUGCUGAUGCGCCCGCCGCUGCUGCUGCUGCUGCAGAGCGUAGAGAGGAAGAUAAAGGAGGAAGCAACAGCAGCAGCAGCAGCAGCAGCAGAUGCAGCAGCAGCAGCAGAAGCAGCACAAGAUGCAAGAGCAGCACAAGCAGCAAAAAUUGCACAAGCAGCAAGAGCAGCAAAAGCAGCAAAAGCAGCAAGAAUUGCAGCAGCAGCAGCAGAUGCAGCAGCAGCAGCAGCAGCAGGACUGGAUAUACAAGAAGAUUUUUAUAUAAAUAAACAAAUAAAUAUAAAUAAUUGCUGCUGCUGCAGCAACAGCAACAGCAGCAGCAGCAACAACAACAACAACAACAGCAGCAGCAGCAGCAGCAGCAGCCCGCUGCUGCUGCUGCUCGAUUUGCUGCAACAAAAUUUAG
Molecule: messenger RNA, 2620 nt
Organism: Eimeria maxima
Lineage: Eukaryota; Apicomplexa; Conoidasida; Eucoccidiorida; Eimeriidae
Exons: 1
Source: RefSeq, a predicted model, not a curated record